AUGACACUACAAUACUCUGCCAAGAACCUACCAAAGCAAAUCUUCAUCAACAAUGAGUACGUUGAUUCGAAGUCGCCGAAGAAGCUCACUCUACACAACCCCAAAAAUGGCGAGCUGCUCGCAGAUGAUGUGCCCUUAGCAGGUGAACAAGAUGUCGAUGCUGCAGUCGAUGCGGCGGACAAGGCGUUCCCAGCAUGGAAGAAGAUGAGCGCGAAUCAGCGCCGAGGUAUCUUGAACAAGUUCGCAGAUCUCAUCGAGCAGAACGCAGAGGGUAUCGCACAGUUGUCAAGAAUUUCACUUGGUGCGCCAGCAGCUUUUGGUGCUUUCGAGAUUGGCCUUUGCGCCGAGGUUUUCAGAUACAACGCUGGCUUUAUCGACAAGUUCGGCGGCGAGUCUUGGCCUCAGGAGGAUGGUUUCCUCAAGAUCGUCCGUAACGAGCCUCUCGGUGUCACCGCAGGGAUUGUACCUUGGAACGGUCCUAUCGGCACCAUUGGCCUCAAGGCAGCCCCAGCACUCGCCACAGGAAACUGCUUCAUUCUCAAGCCCUCGGAAAAGACACCCUUCUCGUCGCUGGCUCUCGGUACGCUCAUCAAAGAAGCCGGUUUCCCACCUGGUGUCUUCCAGAUCCUCUCUGGAGAUGGAAGCACCGGUGCUUUGAUUGCAAGCCACAUGCGCAUCCGCAAGGUCAGCUUCACAGGAUCUAUCGCAACUGGAAAGAAGAUCCAAGAGAUGGCCGCAAAGUCCAACCUCAAGCGCGUCACCCUGGAGCUAGGGGGAAAGUCACCCGCCGUCGUAUUCGACGACUGCAACCUCGACAACGCAGUGACCUGGACCGCCAACGCCAUCACUGCCAACACAGGUCAAGUCUGCUUUGCCGCCAGCCGCGUCUACGUACAAGAAGGCAUCUACGAAGCCUUCAUCGAGAAGUACAAGCAAGCGAUGAAGGACAAGACAAAGGAGAUUGGCGACCCAGACGAGACAUCAACGAACAUUGGGCCUCUAGUCGACGAAGCCCAGUUCAAGCGCGUGCAAGGCUUCAUCGAGCGCGGCCAACAAGGCGGAGGUACUCUCGCAGUCGGCGGCAAGCGCAUCGGCACAUCAGGCUACUACCUCGAGCCUACCGUCUUCACCGAUGUCGAUCCCACUUCCGAGAUCCACUGCGAGGAAAUCUUUGGCCCUGUUUCUGUCGUCAAGUCCUUCAAGACGGAGGAAGAGAUCAUGCAGUUGGCGAACAACACAAACUUUGGCCUAAUGGCCGGUGUAUUCACCCAGGACAUCAACAAGGCGUUGCGCGUCGCAAGUGACUUUGACUCGGGUAUGGUUGGUGUCAACUGUGUGAGUCUGAUGUUCACCAUGACACCGUUUGGUGGAAGCAAGGAGAGUGGGUUAGGCAGGGAGUGUGGCGUCCAUGCGCUGAGGGCGUUUACGGAACCGAAAACGAUUAUGAUAAACAUGAACUAUUGA
Alternaria novae-zelandiae is the source of this 1464-nucleotide messenger RNA. RefSeq lists its product as uncharacterized. The transcript is spliced from 2 exons. NCBI's taxonomy places the organism in Eukaryota, Fungi, Ascomycota, Dothideomycetes, Pleosporales, Pleosporaceae. Gene Ontology annotation, molecular function: aldehyde dehydrogenase (NAD+) activity. Bases 1 to 1464 code for a protein of 487 amino acids. The record is from RefSeq and is a predicted model, not a curated record.